Messenger RNA from Tachysurus vachellii, 1225 nucleotides. RefSeq lists its product as uncharacterized. The record is from RefSeq and is a predicted model, not a curated record. NCBI's taxonomy places the organism in Eukaryota, Metazoa, Chordata, Actinopteri, Siluriformes, Bagridae. Bases 86 to 1225 code for a protein of 379 amino acids. The transcript is spliced from 5 exons.
AUAAGAUAGCAACAGUUAGCAAAACUCACUCCAGUUUCCUCGAGAGACAAAACGAAAGACAAAAGAGACAAACGAGAGACAAAAGAUGGCUGGUUAUGUGUGUUUUGGAGCUCUGGGAUUUGUUCUGCUCUUUCUGCUCUCUACUGCUUCUGGGGCUGAGGUUAAAAAUCUCAAGAACAUAAUUGACCACCUUCAGAACACAUAUGGAGUUAAUGGUCAGUAUGCUCUGGGCAUUAAUGUCCUAGAUACAUAUUGUACUUCAGAUGACCAACUCGACCAGAACUUCCUGUCUCAAGAUAAAGCAGGACAGGUGCAUGACGGCAUGAAUAGUGAAGAACGUAUUUACAAUGGUGAAGAGCUGGUUGGUGCCAAACCAAAACCGUUUGGUGAUAAAGGUUUCAAAAAACACUCUGAGUAUCUGUUACUGAGAGACUCCGAUCCUUCGCCCAUGCAAAAGCUCCUGAAUAAACGGAAAAAUGGCUGCACGGUUUUCUUCACCUUAAACUCCCCCUGUGUCGACACCUGCUCAACACCUACAGGACCCCACAGCAUCAUCUCAGCUCUCAACAUGUUCAAAAAUCACAAAGGUCCAAAAGCUUUUGUUUUCAAACACAUUUGGCAUAAUGAUGAGGGUAAGACUGAAUGGAAAGAUAACAUACUUCAGAUAGAAAAACGAAUUCCAGUCUAUCGCUGCGACAACAACUCAGGUUCAAGAUGCUCACCCUCAAGGAGGUCGAGGUUCCUGAGGUUUGCUUUCGGGGGCGAAGCUUACCAAUAUAGGGUCCGCCUGUUCGGCCUACCACUCUCGCCCCGCACCUUCACGAAAUGCGUCGACGCAGCACUGACCCCGCUGCGGCUCCAGGGCAUCCGCAUUUUAAAUUACCUCAACGAUUGGUUGAUUCUGGCUCAGUCGGAGCGCCAGGCGAUUCGUCAUCGAGAUGUCGUCCUCGCCUGCAUGAAGGUGCUUGGGUUUCGACUAAACGCCAGCAAAAGCGUGCUCAAAAGGGUGGGGAGCAGUCAUGAGUGGCCACCCAGCCCAGGGUCUGUGGAGCGGCCCAUGUCUCUCGUGGCACAUAAAUUGCCUGGAGAUGAUGGCAGUGUUUUUGGGGUUAAAACACUUCCUCCCGGACCUACAAGAUCGCCUUGGUCCGCACGGACAAUACUGCGGUGGUCUCCUAUAUCAACCACCAAGGGGGUCUCCGAUCUCGCCCUCUGUACAAGCUAG